AUGACAUCUCAUGGUAUUUUCCCAACUCCACUAGAAUACAAUCUAAAAUUCAUCAAUAGUCUUGGUAAGCGAUGGGGAAAUGUGAAAUCAUGUCUUAAGAGUAAUGGAUCUCUGAAGAAGUUGAAGCUUUACCACCUGUUUGAUGAGCUUCAAGGUUAUGAAUCAAAUGUUGCACAAACUUUGAGAGAACUCUCAGGAGCCGAAGCUCGCCAUCAACCUAAGCACGCACUUCCGCCUUCUCCUCCAACCCAUCUCUCCUCUUCGCCACAGUCGCUGACCUACGCGCCUCCCGUCAAGGAGACGUAUCUGAUCCUACUCCUUCUUGGUUCACUCCCAAAAGCUACAUUCUUCAUCUCCAGAGCAACUUUCUUGGAGGAAUUUCCUCAUCCUCUAUCCCGUGUCAAGCAACCAGCUGGAUAUAGAUUGUCAUAUCAGAUAGAUAGUUGACUCUUUAAUCUGGCUUGGAAUUCGA
Lactuca saligna is the source of this 472-nucleotide messenger RNA. Lineage: Eukaryota; Viridiplantae; Streptophyta; Magnoliopsida; Asterales; Asteraceae. The record is from the annotation of a GenBank genome assembly.